AUGAGAAAAGAUGAAGCUUUUCUUUCGAGAUCGAUAUCAUAUGGUAGGGAUGAAAGUGAAGAUCUAUAUUGGGAGAUGAUGUCAUCUUUCUCUCAUAAUAGUUCUCUGCGGAAGGUCGACAGGUGCUCGAAGAUGGGUUCGGCUCCUGAGAUGAAAGCUAUUCUCGAGGCCCAAUUUAGAAAGAAGAGGUUAUUUGGUCUUUGUUCGCUUCGGAGCUGGAGUGGGACAGAUUCACUAGUUAGUGAUAACGAGUUCUCACAUACACAUUCUUCGAUGUACGUUUCGUUUACGAAUGAAAUGAGGGAACAAGAAGAAGAAAUGUUUGAUUUACCUAGUUGGGAUGCUCAUAUGGAAUAUUCAUUUGAUAAUGCUAAAGAUUUCAUUUAUUUUCCUGAGAAUGAGAUGGUGGAGGAGCAUAGUGACAAUCUGGGAAGUUCAUUUUUAAUGGACUCUAGAUUAGAAAUAGAGGUGGACGAAGUAGGUGAUCAUGGUGCAUCUAAUUUAGAUGUGGCUGGUGUAACGAAUCAGUCGAUUGCCUUGCUUUGUGAUAAGCACAGAGUAGAUGAAGAAGGAGUGAAUGCAGAUACAUGGUCCCUCGUGUCUCCUUCAAUACCAGAGAAGCUCUAUAAUCGGUAUAAAGAUGAGCUACAAGAUGCUCGCGAAGAUACGAUUAAUGGGUUGAAAGACAAGUCCAUAUACUCUCGUAUGGGUGUGAAGAGGAUGGGGAACUUGAUAACAAGCCAUUUCAUGUUACGAUCAUGA
This is a messenger RNA of Salvia splendens (bonfire salvia), 762 nucleotides long. RefSeq names its product protein WVD2-like 7. Bases 1 to 762 code for a protein of 253 amino acids. The transcript has 2 exons. NCBI's taxonomy places the organism in Eukaryota, Viridiplantae, Streptophyta, Magnoliopsida, Lamiales, Lamiaceae. The record is from RefSeq and is a predicted model, not a curated record.